Messenger RNA from Cynoglossus semilaevis (tongue sole), 588 nucleotides. RefSeq names its product LIM homeobox transcription factor 1-beta.1-like. The transcript has 2 exons. Gene Ontology annotation, cellular component: nucleus. NCBI's taxonomy places the organism in Eukaryota, Metazoa, Chordata, Actinopteri, Pleuronectiformes, Cynoglossidae. Bases 253 to 582 code for a protein of 109 amino acids. Gene Ontology annotation, biological process: neuron differentiation; regulation of transcription by RNA polymerase II. The record is from RefSeq and is a predicted model, not a curated record. Gene Ontology annotation, molecular function: DNA-binding transcription factor activity, RNA polymerase II-specific; RNA polymerase II transcription regulatory region sequence-specific DNA binding.
CUUUACUCUCUCUCCCUCUGUCCCUCUGUCCUCCCUGUCCCCUCUGUGGCCCCCGGUCCCAGGUUCAGACUCCUUUUAUUCCUCCGAGCAUCAGAGAGUUUUUUUGUUCUUUCUGUUCUUUUUGUUCUUUUUGUUCUUUCACUUUGUCCCGUUGCUGCAGCCCGCGCGCGUGUGUGUGUGUGUGUCACUGAGAGUGUCGUGUACCUGUGUCCCCUGUCCCCCUGUCCACUGUCUCCUCACCGUCUUCCUCUCAUGGACUCUGCAACAGGUCGGCUGUCAGUGCAGCGCCGCGCCGCGGGAGAAGAGUCCGAGACGAGCAACAUGUUGGACGGCAUCAAGAUUGAAGAUCACCCGCUGCGGUCGGGACAGGCCACGCUGGGAGUCCUCCUCGGGGCAGAGUGCCACCACCCGUCGGUGUGUGAGGGGUGUCAGCGGCCCAUCUCCGACCGCUUCUUGAUGAGAGUCAACGAGUCGUCGUGGCACGAGGAGUGUCUGCAGUGCACGGUGUGUCAGCAGCCUCUGAGCACCAGCUGCUACUACAGAGAGAGGAAACUUUACUGCAAACACGACUACCAACAGUAAGUCACC